AUGGAUUUUGGAACGAUUUUGAGGACUAUCGGAGACUUCGGAUUGUUCCAGAAGCUUCUCCUCAUUGGGUUAACUUUUCCACAUUUUAUACUGCCUGUUUUUUUCUGUAGUUUUCUUUUUAUCCAGUCAGAUCCAGAGCGGCACUGUAACACAAAUUGGGUCCUCAAAGCUGAUCCUAACCUAACCUCACAUGAGCAACUGAACCUGACUCUGCCUCGGGAGGAGGAUGGGACCUUCAGCAGGUGUCAGAUGUUUGUGCCUGUGGAUUGGAACAUCAGUGACAUCAGGGAAUAUGGACUCAAUGAGACCACAGAGUGCCAGAACGGAUGGGUGUAUGGUAACGCGAUGUAUGAGGCCACCAUAGUCACUGAUUUUGAUCUCGUCUGUGACAAGUCAAACAUGGCUGGAGUUACACAGACAAUUUUCAUGACUGGUUUACUUGCUGGUUCAGUCUUCUUUGGACCUACAGUUGAAUCGUUCGGCCGCAAGAGAACCACUCAGAUGCCAGCUGUCCUCCUCCUAAUAUUCACUAUAGUUGCUGGUGUGUCUCCAAAUUUGUAUGUGUACAUAAUUUCACAGUUCAUAGUUGGAGCUGCGCUUGCUGGAUAUAGGAUGAAUUCCAUUGUAUUAGCUACUGAAUGGAUUGGGGUCACUAAAAGGUCCUUUGCCACCUGCAUGGGCCAGAUGUUUGGAGGUCUUGGUCAGACUGCCAUGGCUGGUCUGGUCUAUCUUAUUCGUGACUGGAGAAUAGCACAGUUUGUCAUGGCAGGAUUACAGGCGGUUGUAUGCAUAUACAUAUGGUGGAUUCCUGAAUCUGCGAGGUGGUUGCUGGGGCAAGGAAGAAUCGAAGAAGCAAACAAGAUGAUACGUAAAGUCGCAGCAAUCAAUAAACAGAAAAUCCCAGAGAAUAUGCUGAAUAAGGUAACUGAGGAAAGUUCUGUCCAGAGUGGGGGAAUCAAAGAGUUUUUUGCCUCAGUAGUCCUGAUGAAAUAUUUAUUCAUCAUAUGUUUUGCCUGGUCUUCAUUACAUCUAGGUUACUUCUGCCUUGUUUUGAAUGUGGGGAAGUUUGGUCUGAACAUCUUCCUGGUUCAGUUCCUGUUUGGAAUCACAGAGUUGCCAGCACAUCUCCUCUGUAUCUGGGUCCUGGAGUUGUUAGGGAGAAAAAUAUCACUGAUAUCAACCCUCCUCGCGGCUGGGUUCGUUUGCCUGUUAAGCCUGGCUUUCCCUCAAGACAACGCUGUUGUUAUCACGGCCCUCGUAACCACAGGAAAGUUCUUUUUGAACUGGGCUGGUUCAGUAUCUAUGGUCUACAUUCAGGAGUUGUUUCCCACUUCUGCUAGGCAAACAGCUGUUGGUAUAGGCUCCAUAGCUUUCAGAGUGGCAGGGUUGUUGUCUCCACUACUCAACAUGUUGGCCAUAUACCACUGGUCCAUACCCAUCAUAGUCUUCAGCAGCCUUACACUGAUCAGUGGAGCUCUCUGCUUCCUACUUCCUGAAACCAGGAGAAGAGAACUGCCUGAUUCAGCCAUGGAGGCUGAGGGGCAGAAAAAUACAACUACAAAGAAGACUGGGAGUGACUCCAACAUGGCUGAAAUCAGCAGAAAAUCAACCAAACUCUAGUUAGAAUUUUUUUUUAGAUGUUUUUGUUGUGUGUUACAG
This is a messenger RNA of Scomber japonicus (chub mackerel), 1659 nucleotides long. Its product is annotated as solute carrier family 22 member 13-like. Lineage: Eukaryota; Metazoa; Chordata; Actinopteri; Scombriformes; Scombridae. The transcript has 10 exons. Gene Ontology annotation, molecular function: transmembrane transporter activity. The record is from RefSeq and is a predicted model, not a curated record. Gene Ontology annotation, cellular component: membrane. Gene Ontology annotation, biological process: transmembrane transport. The coding region runs from base 1 to 1620 and encodes 539 amino acids.